AUGGCUCGUGGAAAGAGACCCGCCGCCUCCUCUACCUCCGCGCGCGCAAUCAAGCAUCGACGCACCCAACCCACCGAUACUAGACAGGCCAGCUCGAGCUCUUCCCCACUCAUCGAACCUCAUAUUGCUGGCAUGAACCCUGAAGCACCAGAAGUCGUUAGAUCUGAGCCUCACUUUGGUAAAAGACGCGCUAGCACACAGCUUGCUCUUGGUCUCCCCCCUCUUCAUCAUCUGAGCGAUAUAUAUCGUUCCAUCACGGCCAGAGCGCUAGAGCUUAAUCUCGAUGAAUUCCUUCAGCAUGUUGGAUCGAAGCCUCUGAGAAUCGUAACUGCCUGUUCGGGGACCGAGAGUCCGUUGUUGGCUAUUGAGAUGAUACAAGACAAUUUGAACAAGCACUUCGAUCGAGACUUUACAUUUCGUCAUCUUUUCAGUGCAGAGAUUGUUCCUUAUAAGCAGCGGUAUAUCGAUAACAAUUUUCAUCCGCGUUUGCUGUUUCGUGAUGUGACGGAACUGAAGGACCGUGUUGCUCAAACCACCUAUGGCUCUCUCAAGGAGAUACCCAGAAACCCAGAUAUGUUAAUAGCAGGAUUCUCUUGCGUUGACUUCUCUCUACUAAACAACAAGCGCAAGACCCUCAGCGAGAACGGAGAAUCCGGUGGGACAUUCUGGGGGAUCCUCGGCUACGCAAGGGCGUACCGACCGCGAAUAGUCAUUCUGGAGAACGUCAGAACCGCGCCAUGGGGAAAGAUAGCCCAGGCAUGGGGCUGCAUUGACUAUUUUGCGUGCCACGCAGAGGUAGACACCAAGGCGUACUACCUCCCGCAAACACGAGAGAGGGGCUACAUGCUCUGUGUUGACCGGCAGCGUAUGCGAGAACACGGUCUGGAGGAAACCGACAUGGCGGAGUGGGUUCAGGUCCUGUCUCAGUUUAAACGCCCUGCGAGUUCACCGGCGGGAAUGUUCCUGAUGGACCCUGAUGAUCGUAGACUGGAACAGAUUGAGAACGAUAUGACGACGCGGUUGGCGUCGCAUACGGUCUACAAUUGGGAGCGGUAUCAGGUCAGACAUCAGAACUACCGCAUGAACAUGAGCCUGGGACACCGGCGCCCGUUCACUCGCUCGCAGGAGGAUGGAUCUUCCCAGAUGCCAGACUUCACUUGGCAAGCCUGGCUCCGGAGUAUGCCUGAACGAGUCUGGGAUACGCUUGACGUUAAUUUCCUCCGGAAGCUCGUAGAAGGCUACGAUAUGAAUUACAAAGAGCGGUGCAUAGAGCUUUCUCAGGGUAUCGAUCGAGAGGUCGACACCCGUGCAUACGGCAUAGUGGGCUGUAUCACUCCUUCCGGCAUCCCGUACCUUACCACCAGAGGUGGUCCUCUCUGUGGACUCGAGUCCCUAGCUCUUCAGGGAUUGCCACUGGGCAGACUGAUACUUGCCCGCGAGAGCCAAGCGGAACUUCAACAACUCGCUGGAAAUGCGAUGAGUUCAACGGUCGUCGGCGCUGCUAUUCUCUCUGCCCUGAUAGUAGGUCACAAAGUACUCGAUAAAGGUAGCCAGCUGGCGCGUUCGAAGAAAGAAGUUCCCAAGCACAAACGGUUUGAGCUGUGUCAUGAUCAUGAGCUCAUCUCCGGUAGUAUUAACGUCGACGAGAUUACCGAUAUCAACAUCUCAGACAUCCAAGCUCAAGCUGCGAAUAGUGCGAGAUACUGCGUGUGUGAGAGGCAGACCGCUAUAAAGCGCGAUAUCCUUCGAUGCAAGUUGUGCGACCACACCGCGUGCACAGACUGUGCUGGUAAUCCGACUCAUGACUAUCAACGGGCUUCUGAACUGGGGCGCACCCAGCCGUUGGACUUCGUGAGUCGACUCAGGAGCUCUCUUCCCGCUCGGUUGGUCAUAUCUGGUAUCUCUCGUGAGCAUUACAAUGUCUUUCAGGCAGACAAAUCCAUCGAAUGCCCUUCUAGCGUCUGGAAGAAAUACCUCGAUGCUGUAGCUCGGUUAAUGAGCGACGAGUUUCGCUUUCUCGACAUCAAAAGGAGUUCAGUUUGGACGGUCGUCUACGAGGGUAAGCACGGAUUUAUAAGUCUUGUUCCCUCGGACGAUGAACCUGUCCCAAUUGCGCGCAUGACUCCCUGCCCCGAUUUCAUUCUGAAAGGCGAAUGGGAGAUUCUCUCCCCAGUCAGCUCAAAUACAGCGCUCAUAUUUCGGGGAAAUGGUCUUAGCGUUGAAUCUUUCGAAGCCAAAUGCGGCAUUCAAAUCACGGUCGACGGCUCAAACGAUGAUAUUCAGAAUCUUGGAAUAGACGUCCGAGGGACCUAUGACCUUCUUCCUAACUGCGGAACAGCGCAUAGUUUAUACUUCUUUUUGGAUUCCUCGAAGCUCGACGAGCCAGUGUACGACUCGUUUGUCUUUUCUCUGGAACACGGACCUGAAGUCUCUCAUAAGUGGCGUUCUUCGAAUCUGGGUUCGGAGCCGGAGUGUGCCAAUGUGUACUAUCCCUCCUAUGUUCCGGGCUCUCCCAUUAUCUGCUCCAAUCUGAAGCCUCUUACGUCUCUGGCAAUCAGUAAUCGGGACUGUCGCAGCGCGAACAUCACUCUUCUCUCUUUCGAAGCACCAGCCACCGCUAUCGAUUCAUUCUGGAAGAAGGGACCGUGGGAGGUAUCCAACCCCAUCGAAUCUCCAGCUCUACUCGGAGACGUCUCAUGGCUACUCCAAAAGGCAGUCGGAUUCUCCGCAUACCAAGACUGGAUCCCAGUAAACGAAGGCCAGUCAUCAGGGAAGCCCAGCAGCCCAGCAUGCAGAGUCUGCGUUCCCGCAAAGCCCCGAAUAAUCUGGGGCCGGAACUCCCGAGGCCAAGUCAAGGCAUACGAAGAUCCGCAUGAUGCUGCCCUAUAUGAGCGACAGAUCAAGUUCAGACCACCCCCGUUCCUGAUAUUCCGUCAAGUCGACGACCAGAAUACCGGACACAUGCGCGUUACGCUCAACGUUCAAUCACUACUACAUCAGGCCUAUGGCAAGCUGCUUAGUCCGGAUAUCGCCGACAAUGCUGCUUUCUUCUGGCGUGUCCUGCCAAACUCGUACGACUCGAGACAUCUCAUUUUCCCCGAUUUUACUCUCAUGAGUAACAGAAACGAUGCACAGAGUGUGCAGCCGCCGAACUUCGUGCUCGAUCUACGGCCCGAGCAGCUGCGGUCUUUGUCGUGGAUGAUCCAUCGUGAAAGCGUGGAUAUUGAGCCCUUCGUGGAGGAAGAGGUCGAGGAAGCCCUUCUUCCUAUGCUAAUGUGGCGGGCUGAGGGGAAAGCAUGUGUGCAAAGGACGAUCCGGGGCGGUGUCCUAGCCGACGACGUUGGAUAUGGGAAAACAGCGAUUACACUCGGACUAAUCGAUGCACAGCAUAGUCAGCAGACUGCACCGGAACCCAUUGACGGGCUUAUCCCCACAAAAGCCACACUUAUCGUCGUCUCCAAGAUCAUGAUCAAGCAAUGGCAGUCCGAGAUUACCAAGUUCCUCAACAAUACGUAUCAUAUCCUCGUUAUCGAUGGGCUAGCAGCUCUGAGAAGAAAGACUAUUCGGGAAAUCCAACAGGCGGAUAUCGUGCUAGUUUCGUGGGCUGUAUUUAACAGUCAGAUCCACUAUGAGAAACUACAGCAGUUCACUGGUAUGCCGCGGGUGCCGCCCAAGCCGGGUCGCAAUUUCGAUGAUUGGUUUGUUAAGGCGCAUGUUGCUAUGAUGGAGCAGAUUCAGAUUCUCGUGGAGCAAGGGCCAAGGGCCUUGCUUGAUGCUAUCCAGGCUAGACGCCAGGAGGUCCUGGAUAAUGAGGCGAAUUUUACUUAUGUUCCCUCGAAAAGACUCAAAGGGAGUCAGUAUGCAGAUGUGCGUCAAGGUCAGGCGAUUGACGCUAAGAUGGGAGAUCAACAGCCUGGUUUAUCUGGUGGAGAUGAGGUAUCGGACUCCAGUGAAGAAGAGGAUCCUGAGCAAAUUCGGGCCCGAGUUGACCAGCUUCUGAAACUCCGACCCAAGAAGUUUGCCUCCAGGGCCGCGAAAGCGAUCAAGGAUAACGAAAGCGAUAUUGAAGGCAGUGGGGAGGAGGACGCUCCGAUAACAUCACGCACACAAGGCUCUGGCAAAAGGGGCCAAGGUGCAAAGGGAAAGCGCCCGCCAGUAAAGAAGGACAAGAUUUGGGACGACUACAAGGAGUUUGGAAUAAACAAGACCAGCCGUAAUCAAGACUGGAAGACAGUCAAACUUCCUCUCCUACAUGCAUUCUCGUUCAACCGUUUUGUGAUUGACGAGUUCACAUAUGCAAUCCCCGAACGACUUAUUCCCCUUCUCAAGCUCCAGGCUCGUUCGAAAUGGGUUCUAUCCGGCACACCGCCGUUGAAUGACUUUGCCGAUGUGAACACAAUAGCACCCUUCUUGGGCAUCCAUCUUGGCAUCGACGAUGAUGAUAUUCAGUCGCAGAACGCUCGACUUAAGAUGAUCCGGAAGCAGCGAUCUGAAGCAGAAUCUUUUCAGGCCCUCCAGGCUCCUCGGAGCGAGGAAUGGCAUCGCCGACGACACGAAAUUGCACAAAGGUUUCUGGACCAGUUCACUCGUAAGAAUGUCGCAGAGAUUGAUGAGAUCCCUUCCUCGGAACACAUUAUUCUCAUCCAUCCGUCGCCCGCCGAGACGGCGAUCUAUCUUGAGUUGUGCAAACAGUUGGUGACUUACAACCGUUUGGGUCGCCGGGGUGGCAGGAAAAGGAUCAGAGGUGACCAGGAUGAUAGGUUGGACGAGGUGAUUGAAAGCAGUAAGUCGAGUGAAGAAGCACUUCUUAAACGGUGCUCGUCGCUCGCUUUGCAGAGUCGCUGGCACGAUGGUGUACCUGAAGCUCUCACCUGCCGCUCUCUUAUUGAGACUCGAUUGAAGCAGCUCGAGGAUCUAAGUGAGGAACUCAUAGGGAAGCUCAAAAUGGCUGCGUGGGUAUACUGUGCCUGCGACCUGAGACACGACAAGUUCCACGAGUUCAUCGAGAGCAUCAAGGCGCAUGACUUUGGUGACAGGACUGUGACGGAAAAAAUAUACCUUCUCGUAAAGAGUACAAUGCUCUCAUCGAAUACAGAAGACUGGAAGCUGUUCUUUACUGAUUCAGCACAAGUCUCUGAAGGCACAUCUGAUGUAGAAAUGCAAGAUGAGACUGAGCUGAAAGAGAGCGAUGGUGAGGCCGAGAAGGAGGCAGGUGGACAAGCGUUGAAGGAUAGCAAGAAGGGUACAAAGACCAUUCAAACAGAAGAGUGCAGUGUCGAGGGGUGUCGAGGCUCAGGAAAGGAAUUCAAUGUUCUGAGCGCGUCUACUCUUGAGCGCCAUGAGGAGGAUCGGAGUGCCAGAUAUGGUGGCAGCAAGAUGGAUAAGUUGGUUGGGAUCAUCGAGCAGGUACCAACGGAUGAUCGAGUCCUACUUUUCAUUCAGUUUCCAGAGCUCAUAGACGUUGCAUCUAAAGCGCUGGAGCUUGCCAAUAUAGAAUAUACUGCUAUUACAGCAACAGAUCACAAGGCAACACAGAAAGUCCAGAGCUUCCAGGAGGCUGGUGGCUUUGGGGAGAACAAAGUGUUGAUCCUGAACCUGGGUAGCGAAAUGGCUGCUGGAUUAAACCUUCAGUGUGCAAACCACGUUAUCUUUCUCUCACCUAUGUUUGCUCAGACCCAGUACGACUAUGACUCGUCGAUGACCCAAGCUAUUGGACGAGCCCGGCGAUAUGGACAAACAAAGCACGUCUACAUAUAUCACCUAUUGGUAAGGGCGACCAUCGACAUUACCCUCUUCCAGCACCGCCAUGGCCAAGUGCUGGUCGAGAGGGACGGCGAGGCCACCCUUGCCGCGAGGGAGGAGGUUGAGGAGUGGGAGGUGGUAAAGGGAGAAGCAAUGGCAGUUGUUGUUGAUAACGCAUUCUAA
Molecule: messenger RNA, 5925 nt
Organism: Aspergillus alliaceus
Lineage: Eukaryota; Fungi; Ascomycota; Eurotiomycetes; Eurotiales; Aspergillaceae
Product: putative SNF2 family helicase
Exons: 13
Coding region: 1-5925 (1974 amino acids)
Molecular function (GO): ATP-dependent chromatin remodeler activity; methyltransferase activity; ATP binding
Source: RefSeq, a predicted model, not a curated record